Molecule: messenger RNA, 705 nt
Organism: Melitaea cinxia (Glanville fritillary)
Lineage: Eukaryota; Metazoa; Arthropoda; Insecta; Lepidoptera; Nymphalidae
Exons: 3
Coding region: 1-705 (234 amino acids)
Source: RefSeq, a predicted model, not a curated record
AUGCGGUACGUAAAAGAUGGCUGCCUAAUAAAAGGUGAAGCAAUGUCUUGCGUCAAGUAUAAAGCCUUGAAAAUUGCUAAGAAAACUUUCUUCGGUGAUUUAAAUAGCAAUGAAACUAUAAUAGCCAAUUCUAUGAUAAGUUUUGUACCGUUAGAUGAAGAAACGCUUAAGAACCUCACCUUCAAUGAGGAAGUGGAUCUAUUAGCGAAUGAACCAAGGGGCUUCUUGUCGGAGUGGACAGAAAUUGCUAAGUACUUUGUGAGCCUGGUGAAGGAGUUCUUCAAGAUGAAGGGUUUGAGGGUCAAUUUGCCGGAAGGCGCAAGGACCAUUGAAGACCAAGAGUUUGAUGGUGGUCGUGGAAAGAAGAAGAGGUUAGCGAUAAUGAUACCCUUUAUGAAUCUUAUGGCGACACUUAAGGUGAAGAUGCUACUGAUUCCCAUUCUUCUGGGUGUAAUGCUGUUAAAAAAGUUACUGUUGGUCGCGGCCUUGCUUCUGCCCAGUUUGCUCAGCACAUUGAAGGCGUGCAAGCAUCAUCAUCCAAUGACACACUACUCUUACUUCGGGGGAGACUCAUCAUCCGACUUCAACUCUGACUACGGUAGUAGUUACGCCUACUCCUCGGGCGGGGGUACGGCAAGGAUUGGCCUUCGAACCGAGCCUACACGAUCUCUAAGCACAGGCCUACUGCUUCACCAGUUUACAUAA